AUGACCGUGCAACAUGUCAUCGAACUGAAGGACCCGAGACCUUUACGCGAACCAGCGCGUCUUUACUGUGACGAAAAGCGUCUCUAUAUUGAUACUCAAGUUCGCGAAAUGUUAAGCGAAGGUUUUAUCGAACCCUCCACGUCCCCGUGUAGCUGGCAAAUUGUCAUUGCAACUAAAAAAAUGGCGAAUUCCGUUUUUGCAAAUUGGCAGGAACAUCUAGCUUACAUCGCCUUAGUUCUCGAACGCCUCGAUAUCUACGGGCUCAAGAUUUCGCCCGAAAAGUGUCACUUCGGCCGCGACUCAUUGCCCCACCUAGGUCACUGGAUUAGCUCCGAUGGUAACGCAGCUCAGCCAAAACAUAUCGACGAAAUUUGCAACGCCCCGUUACCCCGAACACGCCGCGAACUACAAUCUUUUAUCGCCACGUGUAACUAG
Molecule: messenger RNA, 435 nt
Organism: Belonocnema kinseyi
Lineage: Eukaryota; Metazoa; Arthropoda; Insecta; Hymenoptera; Cynipidae
Exons: 2
Coding region: 1-435 (144 amino acids)
Source: RefSeq, a predicted model, not a curated record